Molecule: messenger RNA, 306 nt
Organism: Lathyrus sativus (Indian pea)
Lineage: Eukaryota; Viridiplantae; Streptophyta; Magnoliopsida; Fabales; Fabaceae
Source: the annotation of a GenBank genome assembly
AUGGCUACUCAAAACCCUGAUCAUAUAACUUCACUCUACCCCGAAGUGAUCGAAUCCAACCCUGAUAUUCCAUCAUAUCCUUCUUCCUCUUCUCAAUCAAAUCUCUGUCCUUCAAUCGACUUCAACGACCUCGUUCAGAAUCUCUUCCUGGACGAUGUCGCCCCCACCGUUGACACUCCCAAUUCUCCUUUAGCACCACUGGAAACCACCGAAGAGAUCCUCACUAAGAUCCCUGACACCAUUCUCAACCUCAUCGAUAAAGAAUACAGUGUCGAACUCGCUUUCGGUGACUUCACCGUCGUCUGA